AUGGCGUCCACCACAUCUAGACACCAUCGCAGCAAUAUAAAGGACCGUCACGGUUUCUUCCACUUGUGUGGGUCUCCCAUUCGCACACACACGAAAGGACUUGACUACAUCCACAAUAAGCCGCAGUCUUCUACUCAAGUGCGACCUGUAGAGCUACCAACGGACGUCAACACACCGCUAAUGCAGCGGCGUCUUGGCAACAAGAGCAUCAAGCAAAAGCAGCGUCAGGAGGAGGCGGACGCUACCAUGGUGACGCUUGCUAGACAACUUGGCCACGAAGGCGGUGCCUUCUAUUACGACAGCUUUUGCGGCGUGGAAAGAAGCUCUACGCACAUCGACAGCGACGCUCCCAUGUCCUGCAUGGCCGACGAAGGCAGCAACAACUCGUUGAGACUUGACGGUGCACGACAGGCUGGUAUCCCACUCUAUCUGUCGAACUGGUUUGACCCGAACAAUGACUUGAACCAACGUCAUCGACAGACAAACGUCGUCAUGACACGAGAGGAACCCGAGUCUGAAUUGGUGGCCAGUGACAAAAUGAUGUCCGAUAACAAAGAGGAGUGUUUUCUCAAGCCGUAUCAGAACGUUGACAUGGCCAACGUGAUCAUUGGCCGUGUAAUUGGUGAAGGAGCUUUUGGCAAGGUGUUUAAAGCUUCGUGGAAGGGUCAGAAUGUGGCUGUGAAGGUGCUUAUUCGAAAAAACUUGAGUGCUGACGUCGUGCGGGAGUUUGAGACGGAAGUAAAAAUCAUGAGCUUCCUACACCACCCAAAUAUCUGUAUGCUACUUGGGGCGUGUCUUGCCCCCGAGAACCGAGCUUUAGUGAUCGAGCUCGUGGAACAAGGCUCGCUCUGGGCAGUACUACGUACACAACGACAACAGAUUACAGAUGAGAUGCGUGCUCGAUUUGUAUAUGAUACUGCGCGCGGCAUGAGCUACUUGCACCACUUCGAGCUGCCAAUCCUGCAUCGGGACAUGAAAAGUCCCAAUCUGCUCGUCGAGCGCGAUUAUUCGAUCAAGAUCUCGGACUUUGGCCUUUCACGCGUCAAGGCACAGAUCCAGACCAUGACAGGCAACUGUGGCACUGUGCAAUGGAUGGCACCAGAAGUGUUAGGCAACCGGAAGUACACUGAGAAGGCAGACGUUUUCUCGUUUGGCAUCGUGGUGUGGGAAAUCUUCACGGGCCAGUGCCCGUACGACGGCAUGACGCAAAUUCAGGUGGCGCUGGGUGUGCUCAACCACGACCUGCGUCCACCGAUCCCUCGCUCGUGCCCGCGCUUUUUUGCACGGCUGAUCCGGUCGUGCUGGAUACGCGAACCGAGUUUGCGUCCGUCCUUUUCGGACCUCAUGCGCACCUUUGAACACUACGUCGCGCAUUAA
Molecule: messenger RNA, 1377 nt
Organism: Peronospora farinosa
Lineage: Eukaryota; Oomycota; Peronosporomycetes; Peronosporales; Peronosporaceae
Source: the annotation of a GenBank genome assembly